UUUACGGGCAGAUAGUUCCAGCAUCGUCCAUGUAUUCAGAGCAGAGCACAUGGGUGGGUGGGUGUGUUUUGUAUGCGUUUGUAUAUGAUACUUGAUAAGGUUUAAUAUCGAAGGCAUUUAUCCCCCUGUACAUUUAAUUUCGGCAAGUUUGAAAAGGCAAAAAACGCACAGCCAGUCGCCCAGGAAUGACGUCAGGACGUAUCACAUUGAAUAAUGACGCCGUUUGAUCAUUAAAGAAAUUCUGCCAUUAUAAAAUAACUGAAUUGGGUCAGCAAACGGCCACAAAACCCGCGGACAUAGCGGAACUAUCGUGGUGAUGGGAAUGUUCAAAGAACUUUAAAGCGGCGCUUGGGAAGGCGAAGUGUGAGCAGAGCGAGAGAUGGUUCAUGUUUUCAGCAUCUGCAGACAGAAGCGAUAGACGGGAGUCUCGUCGGUCCGUCUGUCUGCCUCCGCUGUUUUUGGGAGACCCGCAAGCCGAAAUACUGCAGUCCCGGCCGGGUUAGGCUUGAACGAUUCAACCAGGGUAGGAAGGACUAAGCGAUACGUACAAAGAGAACCCGAAAGCUCUUUUGCCCUGAGUCAGAAACUACUUUUCAUCACAGUAGCCUGGUGGCAGUACUGCACAUUUAGUUGUUACAAUCUCCCCCCAUCGGGGACUCGAGCACGGGACAGACGUGUUGUUCGAGUCCCUCUAGACCACUGCCCGCUCACCCCCACGGUUGAGACCUUUAACCAAGCCUCCGGUGUUCGGCACCGCCAUGUCCAGCCGCCGGAAGUCGACCACGCCCUGCAUGGUGCUCGCGUCCAACGUGGUGGAGCAGGCGGAGGAAGAGGAGGAGUUGGGGAGGAAGGAGCUGACGGGGGAGGAAGGGGUCCAGGUGGAGGAGGCGGGGCAGAAGAAGAGCUGUGAGGACGAUGAGGAAGAGAGAGCAGCAGUGGCGCUGGAGGAGAUGAGAGAGACCGUUUUGGUGGUUGCACCCACGCCGCCCGACACAGAUGAGCCCGCCUUCCCCCCUGUGGAAGGCCACAGAGACGCCCCCUCCUCGCUGAAGCCCGGCCCGGCAGAACCCUCUCUAGAGGAGGUCCUGUGUGGCGACGGGGAGUCGGUCGCGGCGUCCGAGGAGCCGCCGGGUGGCGUCGGGGCCGCGCCGCGAGCCCAGCCCCCGCUGAGGGAGGAGGGGCGGGAGGAGAAGGAGGAGGAGGAGGAGGGGGGGGAGGAGGCGGAGGAGGACCAGGAGGUAGUGGAGGACCAGGCGGCGGCGGCCGUGGCAGCCAUCUCCCUCAGCAAGACCCCCAUCAUGCGGAUGAAGAGCAAGGCGGAGCCCAAGCGCAUCGCCGUGUCCCUCAAGUCCCGGGAGGAGGCCGCCGCCGCCGCCGACGUGUUCGGGACGGGGUUAGGAGGAGGAGGAGGGGGGGAGGGGGAGGAGGGAGGGGGGGAGCAGGAGCAGCCCAUCGAGGCCCCCCUGGGGCCCCUGACCCCCGUGGAGAUGCUCCUGCAGGACUCCAUGAGGUUUGGGGGGGGCAGCCUACUGGGGAACACCCCCCCCUCAGAGCAGCAGAGGAAGAGGUCGUCAGGGCUCAGUGCCUCGGUGCUGCCGGCCGGCCUAGCUCAGGUGCUGUCGGCCCUCCAGGCCCAGCAGAGCUCCGCUGCGGCGGCGGCGGCGGGGGUUCAGCCCCAGCUCUUGGUCCCCCUGAGCAGCAUCCCCUCCUACAGCGCGGCCAUGGACAACAACGCCCUGCUCGGCAACACCUACAAGAGGUUCCCCUACCCCUCCAUGGCCGAGAUCGCCACCCUGGCCGCCCAGACGCAGUUCACCGAGGAGCAGAUUAAGGUGUGGUUCUCGGCCCAGCGGCUGAAGCACGGCGUCAGCUGGACCCCCGAGGAGGUGGAGGAGGCGCGCAGGAAGCAGUUCAACGGCACGGUGCACACGGUGCCUCAGACCAUCACCGUGAUCCCCGCCCACCACCUGUCGGCCGCCGCCAACGGCCUGCAGUCCAUCCUGCAGACCUGCCAGAUCGUGGGCCAGCACGGCCUGCUCUUCACCCAGGUGGGUCCAGGGGGAAACCUGCCGGUGACCAGUCCCAUCACCUUGACCGUUGCCGGCAUGCCCAACCAGUCUCAGAGUGCCAAGGGCUUCUCCUGUCAGCCCAGCCCAGGGAACAGUGAGCUCAAGAGGGCCACCACCAUCCAGCCCCCAUCACUCUCACCCCAGGAGAACUCGGCGCUGAGCUGCGACACCUUCGGCAUGCGGCCCAAGAAGUCCAAGGAGCAGCUGGCGGAGCUGAAGGCCAGCUACACCAAGAACACGUUCGCCAGCGACGCCGAGAUCGCCCGGCUCAUGCGGCUCACCAACCUCACCAAGGGCGAGAUCAAGAAGUGGUUCAGCGACACGCGCUACAACCAGCGCAACUCCAAGAGCAGCCACGUCAUCGUGUUCAACGAGGGCGCCGGCCGCGCGGCGGGGGGGUUGGCGGGCGGCGGUGGCGGCGGCGGCGGCAGCGGCCCCAUCGUCAUCGACUCGAGCGACGAGCCCACGUCGCCCCACCCGCCGCCGCCGCCGCCGCCGCGCACGCCCCCGGCCCGGGAGCCCCGCGUGCCCAAGACGUGGAACGCCUUCCCGGACUUCACGCUGCAGAAGUUCAAGGAGAAGACGCCGGAGCAGCUGGUGCUGCUGGAGGAGAGCUUCGAGCAGAGCGGCACGCCGGCAGACGAGGAGCUGAGCCGGCUGCGCACGGAGACCAAGCUGACGCGCCGCGAGAUCGACGCCUGGUUCACGGAGCGCCGCAAGACGCCGCCGCCGCCGCCGGCCGCCGCCGCCGCGUCGUCGUCGUCCCGCCGCUCCCCGGACGGCGAGGCGGACGGCGGGGACGGAGGCGCCGGGACGAGCCCGCUGCAGCCCAGCUCGCCCACGCCGUCGUCCUCCUCGAUGUCCUCGGCGUUCCGCAAGGGGAGCCGGACGCCACCGGGAGGCCGCGGGAGGCAGGCGCCGGACGGCCGGGACAAGGCCAAGAAGUCCCCGGAGCAGCUGCACGUCCUGAAGAGCGCCUUCGUGCGCACCCAGUGGCCGGCCACGGGGGAGUACGACCGGCUGGCCGAGGAGAGCGGCCUGCCGCGCUCCUACAUCGUCAACUGGUUCGGGGACUCGCGCUACUCCUGGAAGAACGGCAACCUCAAGUGGUUCUUCCAGUACCAGGGCGGCGGUGGCGGCGGCGGCGGCGGCGGCGGCGGCGGCGGCGCGCUGAACUGCGGCGUCGCGGGCGGGAAGGCGGCGGCGGCGGCAGGGGGCGGGAACAACGGGCGGAAGAGGCGCGUCCGGAACCGCGGCUGGGGCCGCUCCCGCACCAGGAAGCAGCCCAAGAGGUCGGCCUCGGAGCUGGACCGGUCCCCGCCGCUGGUGAAGUUCAAGAGUGGGCGGGACAUCCUGAAGGAGUACUACCUGAGGCACCGCUUCCUCAACGAGCUGGAUCUGGACGAGCUGGUGUCCAAGAGCAACAUGAGCUACGAGCAGGUGAGGGAGUGGUUCGCCGAGGUCCACCGCCGCGUGGACGCCGGCCUGGACCCCUUCCUGGACCACGGCGAGCCCACGGGCCAGGCCGACGAGGGCCACGACGCGUCCCCGGCGGGCCCGGCCACGCCCGGCCGGGGGCAGGCCGGCGCCACCGCCGCCAUGACGACGGGGGACGAGCUGGACGACGAAGACGAGGACGACGAAGAGGAGGACGAGGACGAAUCGGACGAGAGCGAGGUGUGGCAGCCGUCCCGCAGCGUGAGGAAGUCCCUGUCGGGGUCGGAGGACUAGCGAGCGGUGGAGCGUCCCCCAGGGGCCGUCCUCCAUGUAAAUAUAGUCCCUAGUGUGAGCAUGCAGUGGUGGGCUGAAGCCACUCCCCUAGCUGUGGGUAUUUUUUUGCAUGUCUUUUGAUUCGUCAUGUGAAUCGAAACCAUACUGUCAAUUAACACGCGAACGACCUUUUCAUGUCUACAUACGGUACGAGUUUCAUAGCGUUCUCCCCGGUCGAGUUAUGUUGGCAACGGUUGUGACGGUGGAGGAAGGCGUGAGAGAAAGACUCGUCGUCCUUAUGCUCGUUGACCGCAGGGAAGGGGACAAGAGAUCUGAUAAACAGGGUCUCUGACAGGACAGUACGACCCCAAACAGCACACCUUAGAAAUGGCUACAUAUUUUAUUAUAAACAUGUUUUAGAAAAGUGUGCCUUUUUUAUCCAUAAGGAUUUGAUAUAGCCCAGUUCCCUAUUUUAGAAGAUACGCUGCCAAAACAAUUUCCAUGGUUCUAUUGGCAGCACACACUUGCCCCUCUGCUAAAAGGCGGCAAGUUCGAUUUCGCCCCGCAGACGUUGCUGUGGUCGUCUGAGGGGCUUUUGAUCCAGCUGCGGUUUCAUCGUAGCGCUCAACUCUCCAACGAAUACAAAUCACAGCAUGUGCACCUUUCUUUACUACUGGCUUAUGUCGAUUUGCAUAGCAGACUGACGCGACAUUUAAAUGUAGCACCUGGUUGUAACUUUUAGCACAGAGAGAAAUAUGGCCUUAAUACAAGUUGAGAAUCCAUGGGGAGAAAGACAUCUAUCUGAUUCAGGCCUUGUGUUAAAAAAAAAAGGCUUCUGACAUUUUUGUAUUAUGUUUGUGUACAAUCAGUCAUAGGAACGUGUGGUUGACUCCCAAAGGUACGUGGAAUGGAUGAGGAAAAGCACCUUGGAGGAAAUGUAUGCUCUGAGGGUAAUAAUAAUAAUAAUAAUGAUUUUAUUAAUAAUGAUGCAGAAUGCAUCAUUCUUCCUUUUAUUUCCGAUGAGUCUUCCCAUAUUUUUUUUUUUAUUGGAACAACAUUCAUUUGUUGGUGAUAUAUUCAUAAUAUGAAAGGUCAAACACACAAAUCUGAAUUAUGAUGCGAAAAACAAUCAUGCCUUCGAGUUCCUUUUAUUUUUUAUUACAUUUCUUAAGAUUGGUUAAACGCCCAACCAAAUACGUUGUUUCAAACCAAAUUGGAAAUUUAGUAACAAAAAUGGAGGCCUCUUUCUGUGCCAAAGUAUAGGGCGUAAACAUGUGGCUCAUCAAGGUACGCUUGUCGAAUAUGGAGUGUGGAGACUGACAGCCAGAGCGGACCCCUAUUGUGAAUGUUCUCCCGGCGAAAGGCCCCUGACAUGUUUUCGAAGCCUACCAAAAAUCGGGAUUUUUAUUUUUAUUUUAUUUUGUGUAUCCUUUUUAUUUCUAUCCAAGGCUGAAGAGGAUUUUGAGACUACUGUUGUUCAAGGCUAUUGGUAUUAUGAAAUACAGAAAUAGGUGCUAAUUAAUUGAUUUUAAAAAACCAUUCGGUAUUCCAAUAGACUAGUGCUUUGUACUGAGGGUGAAAGAGUAAAGCAAGCAUGCACUUUUUGUCCACUUCUGUAAGUCGUGGAGUAAGUCCCCAUUAGGCACCUUUAUCUCAUAUUAUACCAUUUAAUGGCUCUGUGAGACCAAAUCUGUUUUGUAUACUAUUGUCUAAACAAAUAUUUUGCCUUUUUUACUUGGUGUGUUUUAAGAAGGAGAAAUCCUCCCAAUUGUCUCAUUUUUCUAUUGAUAUGUAUUACCCAAGAGUCUGGUGUUUUUUAUCGCUUUUAGCAAUUGUUCUGGUUCAUCCGUCACUUUCUUUUUUCAAAGUUGCACAACCUGAUUGCUAUUUUACAAGCUCAGUCGCUAGAGAGAAAUGCUUGAUUGUUCUUUUGUUUUUCUAUUGUGAUACAAAAUGCAUUUUUCUUGCAUCGGUUCUGCUUUACCCUCCCUGUCCAUUACAUCUUUAACUUAAGGCUCUUCUCAUCUGUAUUGUUGGCUUCUGUGUUAUUUAUGCCAACUUUCUCUACCAAUCACCCAUUUUGUACAUACUCGAGAAGGGGGGUAAAGAAAGGGGGCAGGCUGAUUUUUAGAACAGCGUCUUAUCAUAACUAACUCCCGCUAACAUGUUCUGGACUUCAGACUUUCUUGGGUGCACGUUCCAUGUAAAAAGAAAAUACUUGUUCACUGUGCAUUGUUGGUGUUGCGCUAAACAUACCUUGUGAUGGGAGACCCUCAAGAGGCCACCAUGUACGCCUGUAUGAAGAUGGCCAUCACAGAGUCUCCUCUCUGCUUCCCUCUGUCUGCAAUGGAUGGCUACCACUGAAUCUUUCACUAGAUGAACCUACAGUGGGCCCUUGCGGCACACGUUCUUGAUUGGCCGGAUCGCCAGCGGUUUCAGACAUGCUUAGGAGGACCCCUAUGAAAGAUUUCACACGUUUUUUGUGUACGUUGGCCGAAAACAAAAGUUGCGAUGCAUGACCAAGUGCUGCAUUAUUUCCACUGGUACCCAUUCUUUAAGUGGCUGAGUGUCUCUCGUGGACAUGACGUGUCUGACUUUCAAAAAUGUUUUGGACUGUCGUGAAUCUACAUUAGGCCCUUGUCACUCCUUAAGGAAGAACUGAAAAAUUAAUAUUUUGAACUGAGAAAUGGUUUAAAAAUAACAAAAACUUGUUUUUAUCUGGUUUUUCUAAGCCAACAUAAAUUGCUAGCUAUAAUCCAAAAAGCUAUCUUAAAGGUUGGAUAUGGGAUUUGCUAAACGCCAGCAGAUUUUGAAAACAGACAACUCAAAUGGUCCUACCCCCUCUCCUUCAACACUGAUUCUGACUCCACCCAUUCCAAGUACAUGGACGCGCAUCAUCCACGAGCGCAAACACAGGUGCGCGAGAUCGAGCCAUUAGCUAGUUAGCUAUCUUGGGUCACGAGCUUUGAGUACGUGCACGAAGGGGUCACUCUCGCGGGGAGCGGGCGAGAGGGAGUGCAGUACGACCGUUUGAUUGACGUACUUACCGUCCAUUGCCACUCGGUGGGUCUGGAAAUCAUUGGCUGGAGUUUUUCGAGCCCUGCCCGUUCCACAGAUGAUUGACUUGUUUAAUUUUCAUGUCAGUACUUCUAACUCAGUGGCUGUAAGUGGGUUAUGAUAAGGAUUUCAAGUAAUUUUGCAAAAAUGGCCAAAAAAGAGAAUUCCAUACCCUACCUUUAAUUUUCAAUCUGGAAUCCCAAAAAACUACUGUAGAUUAACAAUCAAUAAUUUGAUGUUGUGUUCAACUGUACAAUUGUUUAUUAUAAUGUGUAAAGUGCCUUGCAAUGAAAAGAAAAUACGAAAAAUACAUGUUAAUUGUAUCUGGCCAGGUAUCCCGUAAAUCUUGUACUGCAUGCAAUAACAAACACAAACAGCUUUUCAUUUUAUACACACAAUAUUUGGGGUUAGUUUGCCUGGUGCAGGAUAUAGGCUGAUUUAGUCGAGACUUGACCCAUAUUUCUAUGUGUAUUUCAGCACCAAGGGCCGGUUCCAUGAAUGUAUUGUCUUAUAUUCAAGAAUAACCAAACGUUAAUCACAGCGCAGUGACAGUGCCGUCCCUGGUAAAACACAGGUUAUUGCUCAUGCUGGUCCUAGCAGGUAAAAGUAAGGCAGUUUAUCUGCUAAGCCAAUGGCACAAGUCUAAUCAGAUAAGAAAUCAGUGUUUUAUGUUGUCCUGUGGUUUAAUGUGAGUGUUGCUUGUUUUGACCUAGCUACAUGCCAGCUCCCCAAGUCUUUCCCUUGUUAGGAUCAACAUGUUUAUCAGCCCCAGUCAAAAUGUCAAGUCUAGACGGUCCCAUAGUUUAUGGUUUCAUAUCUUUCUAUUUAAGGGAUAACGUCAGUAACAGAAACGUCCACAUGUCAUUGGAUUGAUUUCUACAGACACACAUAGUAUGUACAAUUUAGUGGUGUUCUUUUUUUUGCUAUAGUUUUUCAGGGCCGGCCAAGUAGCGUCACGGUAGUUAGUCUUUUCUGUGCAACAUAUUCUUAGCCAGAACCCAAUAAAACAAAAGAUGCAAAGUGUGUCUGUUUUUUUUUAGGGGGAUCAACAUGCAUUCUGUCGUUUCCUUGAGGAAAAUGUGUGGCAAUUUUGGAUGUUCUGAUUAUUGACUACGAUUAAACGAUAGCAGCUUAUGUUUGCCAAUGGUACUUUCAUUUUAGUCUGUAUGUAACAGUUAAAAUAAUAUAGUCAAGUCUUAUAAAAAAAUAAUUGGGAGUUAUGACCUAUGACCCAGAAACCAAAGAGUGUGUGACUGAAUAUUCUGCCUUGUUAUACGGUAUUAUUAAAUUCUGUUACUAUUACCAAUAAUAGAGAUGAAAUAUGAGAUGCUCCAGCUCCUUCUAAGUUGUGCUAGGUCUGCUGUAGUGAUAUAUCUGUUCAAUGAGCUGAUUGCUAUUGUCAUUUAAACCAGUUAACCCUGUGCAGUAUAACUAAGUUUACAUUGUGAUUGACAUGCUGUUCUAUCGCUGGCCUUUUGCUUAUACUUUGGCUGUUAUCGCAAUAGUCCUCUCUGUGUAUAUACACUUACUUGUUAGUAUGUCGGGCGGUUGAAUGUUGAUGGACAAUAGUAAUGUUAGAAUUGAGAUGUUGAUUGAAUCCGCAGCCAUAUACAAUUGGCUUUUCCUUCCACGUUCCUCCUGCCCGUAACUGGGAUUUUGUAAUACAUGUUUGGGAUGUUGUAUUGAUAGGUAAAGGCCUAAUAGUAGUAGUGACAAUUUCUACAUUUCAAACACUUUUUCUGUUUCUAUUUCUCUAUCAUUUGCUGCGGCCCGGUGAUUUUCACAUUGUAUUGAAAGAUGAUGGUGGUGGACCAGUUCAGUGUUUGCUAUGAAUCUGUUGUUACAACCGGUAACAUUGCAACAAGUAAAAUUUUAAGUAAAUCUGUUUUA
This is a messenger RNA of Gadus morhua (Atlantic cod), 8726 nucleotides long. It is a transcript of the gene zhx1, whose product is annotated as zinc fingers and homeoboxes 1. Bases 759 to 3800 code for a protein of 1013 amino acids. Gene Ontology annotation, molecular function: DNA-binding transcription factor activity, RNA polymerase II-specific; DNA binding. Gene Ontology annotation, biological process: regulation of transcription by RNA polymerase II. Gene Ontology annotation, cellular component: nucleus. The transcript is spliced from 8 exons. Lineage: Eukaryota; Metazoa; Chordata; Actinopteri; Gadiformes; Gadidae. The record is from RefSeq and is a predicted model, not a curated record.